This is a messenger RNA of Microthlaspi erraticum, 1227 nucleotides long. The record is from the annotation of a GenBank genome assembly. Lineage: Eukaryota; Viridiplantae; Streptophyta; Magnoliopsida; Brassicales; Brassicaceae.
AUGGGUUUCAAGCGCACUUUUGACGCUGAGGAUGCUCAAGACUUCAACGUGAAGCAUGCAAGACAGAUUAGUUACUGCAACAAGCUGGCCAAACUAGAUGAAGGAGUUCCAUAUCGUGGUUCACUUGAGAAGUCAGGUGUCAUAGGAGAGGAUCUUAGUGGUCUCUACGAGUUCAAAUGUGAGGGUAACCUUGAGAAGAAAGGGUUUGAGAUCAAUGAUGCACCUUUCUCUUGGAUCACAACCGGUGUUGAGGAGGAUGCUGAGUCUGGAGCUACGACUCAAUCCACCCUUUCUGAAGAAUCUCCUGAGUCGGAUUUCGUUUGGAAACCAAGCCCGGCUGAUGAUGUGUAUCCUGUAAAACCAGUUCCAAUCGGAUCGAAUCACCAGGCUGAUAUCCCUGAAUGUGUCAAGGAACAAGUCCGUGAUCAGGACGAAGAACAAGUGAUGAUGGGGAAGUGCGUAGUUCCAAUGCCUGACUGUGAAACCGAGGUCGGUAAAGGAAGAAAAGAAUGCGUCUGCAUGGAUAAAGGCUCCAUCAGAUGUGUCCAGCAGCAUAUCAUGGAGAGCAGAGAGGGCUUGUUUGAGAGUAUCGGAUACGAAACAUGCCUGAAGCUAGGUCUCGGUGAAAUGGGAGAGGAAGUUGCUGGUAAGCUAAGCGAAGAAGAGGAAGAUCGAUUUCACGAGAUUGUAUACUCCAAUCCGGUUUCACUGGACCUUGACUUCUGGCAACACUUGAAGUAUGCGUUUCCUUCGAGAACCAUGAAGGAGAUUGUGAGCUAUUACUUCAAUGUCUUCGUCCUGAGAAGACGAGCUGUUCAGAACCGUUCGAAAACCCUGGACGUUGAUAGUGAUGAUGACGAGUGGCACGUAGACUACGAUGACAACAACAACUCUUACGGUGCUGAAACGCCAGAUGAGAAAACCGGAAAGAGCCUCUCAAGAGACGAUGAAGAAGAAGAAGAAGAAGAAGAAGAGGAGGUGAUGAAUGUUGAUGAGAAUUCGUGCAUGUCCUAUGACAGAGAAGAGUCCAACGUUGGCAACUACUGGCGCCACUGCAGUGAUGAUGAUCUUGUGGAGGAUCAUUCGUAUAGGUUCGAUCCUUGUGAUUCGAUGCUACCGGAUCAUUGCUGGAGCAAGAACAUUGAUCUUCUUCCGACUUCGAACAUCAUUGACGAGAUCUUCGGUGAAGACACGUCAUCAUGGAAUGAUUUCUCUAGAGGGAAGUGA